Messenger RNA from Morus notabilis, 1004 nucleotides. Its product is annotated as L-aminoadipate-semialdehyde dehydrogenase-phosphopantetheinyl transferase. Gene Ontology annotation, molecular function: holo-[acyl-carrier-protein] synthase activity; magnesium ion binding. Gene Ontology annotation, cellular component: cytosol. NCBI's taxonomy places the organism in Eukaryota, Viridiplantae, Streptophyta, Magnoliopsida, Rosales, Moraceae. The record is from RefSeq and is a predicted model, not a curated record. The coding region runs from base 21 to 1004 and encodes 327 amino acids. The transcript has 6 exons.
UUGUUGGUCGGUUGUCAGGAAUGGAAAGAGGAGUUCAGAGAUGGGCAGUUGAUAUAUCAAAGUGGGACCCAACUCCCCAAGACUUCUCCUUUGCCCUCUCCCUUCUUCCUUUGCACGACCACAACUCCAUCAUCAGAUUUGUACGGUUGGAAGAUAGAAAGAGGGCGCUUGUGAGCCGACUGCUUCAGUAUGCUCUUGUACACGAAGUUUUGGGAAUUCCCAAUAAUGAAAUUGUCAUCAAGCGCACUUUGGAAGGCAAACCUUAUCUAGAAUAUGGUGAGAUUAGCACGGAAUUCCCGAACUUCAACUUUAACACAUCGCAUCAUGGUGACUAUGUGGCUAUAGCUUCCGAGCCAUUAUGCCUCGUGGGGUUGGACAUCGUCUCUCCUGUCAUUCCCUGGAAAGAGACAGUUAUUGAUUUCAUUUACAAUUUCUCCUUCUAUUUUUCAAGUUUGGAAUGGGAUAACAUAGUUUCUGCAGGCACUUGUGAUGAUAUUUUGGUUGAAUUUUAUAGAUAUUGGUCUCUGAAAGAAGCUUAUGUCAAAGCAAUAGGCACUGGAAUAACACAUGGCUUGGACAAAGUGGAGUUUCAUCGUAGCAGCUUGGCCAACAUUUCUGUUAAAAUUGCUGGGAGGGCUAUGCCAGAAUGGAGAUUUUGGCUCUCUGAGCUGGGAAAACGGCAUUUGGUAUCAGUAGCAAGAGGUCACCCCAGAUCAGCAACGGAGAGUUACAAGAAAACGUUAAAACAUGUAGAGUUUGAUGAUGAAGAAUUCCACAAGGGUCUUCAUCUUCCGAACAUGGAGUUCGUCUUUCGAACCGUCGAACAACUUGUUCAAGUUUUGUGCAAAGAGGGUUACAGUAUACCUAGAAUUCCUAAUACCAAUAAAGCAGGCGAAAUGAAUAUCGUUCAUGAAUAUUUCAUUUGGAGACUAGAAUAUACCCUACUACCAGCUGUGAAGAUUGUGACAGAGAUUAUCAGUUUGCAAACUGAGCACAAAAUUUAG